This is a messenger RNA of Cyprinodon variegatus (sheepshead minnow), 4406 nucleotides long. It is a transcript of the gene kcnq3, whose product is annotated as potassium channel, voltage gated KQT-like subfamily Q, member 3. The coding region runs from base 1 to 2490 and encodes 829 amino acids. The record is from RefSeq and is a predicted model, not a curated record. The transcript has 15 exons. Lineage: Eukaryota; Metazoa; Chordata; Actinopteri; Cyprinodontiformes; Cyprinodontidae. Gene Ontology annotation, biological process: transmembrane transport; potassium ion transport. Gene Ontology annotation, molecular function: voltage-gated potassium channel activity. Gene Ontology annotation, cellular component: membrane.
AUGGGGCUCCGGUCCAGGACCGUCGCUAGCGGCUCUGAGGAGCAGAAGAAGACCUCCGGCGCUCCUCCUUCUGGAGACUUACUGGACCAAAGCGGCGCUGGAGGAGUGGACAAGGAUGGGGCCCUGCUGCUUAUGGGCCGGGAGGACUUCAAGCGGGGCACUCAGGGCAUCACCAUCGGGCUGCUGGCCAAAACCCCCCUGAACUACACCCGGCCCGUGAAGAGGAAUAACAUCCGCAAGAGGAAGAUCCAGAACCUGAUCUACGAUACGCUGGAGAGGCCGAGAGGAUGGGCGCUGCUCUACCACGCGUUCGUAUUUCUAAUUGUUCUGGGAUGCUUGAUCCUGGCCAUACUGACCACAUUCAGGGAACAUGAGAAGGAUUCGGCACACUGGCUGGUUAUACUGGAAACUUUUGCCAUCUUCAUAUUCGGAGCAGAGUUUGCACUGAGAAUCUGGGCAGCAGGUUGUUGCUGUCGCUACAAAGGAUGGAGGGGGAGGCUUAAGUUUGCUCGUAAACCACUGUGCAUUUUGGACAUCUUCGUGCUUAUUGCCUCGGUGCCAGUGGUGGCGGUGCGAAACCAAGGUAAUGUGUUGGCCACGUCCCUGCGCAGCCUGCGCUUCUUGCAGAUACUGCGGAUGUUACGCAUGGACCGGAGAGGGGGGACGUGGAAACUCCUUGGCUCUGCAAUCUACGCACACAGUAAGGAGCUGAUCACAGCCUGGUACAUUGGCUUCUUGUCUCUGAUCCUGGCAUCUUUCCUGGUGUACCUGGUAGAAAAAGAUGAUGGUUCUGGCAAUGUUUCUGACCAGGAAAACCCCACGGCGCAGACUCAGCAGCAGGACUUUGACACAUAUGCCGAUGCGCUGUGGUGGGGGCUGAUCACACUGACCACCAUUGGUUAUGGGGACAAAACCCCAAAGACUUGGGCUGGGAGACUGUUAGCUAGCACUUUUGCUCUGAUCGGAGUUUCCUUCUUUGCUCUACCUGCCGGGAUUCUCGGUUCUGGCUUGGCUCUGAAGGUCCAGGAGCAGCACAGACAGAAGCACUUUGAGAAGCGCCGACACCCGGCAGCCGGGCUUAUUCAGUCUGCCUGGCGGUAUUAUUCAACCAAUCCAAUCAGGGACGAUCUUAUUGCCACAUGGAGAUUUUAUGAAACCAUCAUCUCUCUUCCCUGUUUUAGGAAGGACACCCUGGAGGCCAUGGUCAGCCAGAAAGUAAGUUUGCUGGAGCGCGUUCGCCAAUCCAACGCAAGACCUUCUGUUGCCAUGGUCAGGAAACCAGUGAUUAAUGCUGAUACCAUUGAGGAGAGUCCCUCCAAGGAGCCCAAACCCGCCGGCUUCAGUAACCGUGAGCGCUUCCGCACCGCCUUCCGCAUGAAGGCCUACACCCUGCGCCAGAGCUCUGAAGACACUGGAGCUCUUGCAGACCCAGUCCUAGAGGACCGGGGCUUUCCCCCAGAGAUCCUCCUAGAAGAGAUGAUCCCAACACUGAAACUGGUCAUCAGGGCAGUCAGGAUCAUGCAAUUUCUCUUGAACAAGAAGAGAUUCAAGGAAACUCUGAGGCCUUACGAUGUCAAAGAUGUGAUUGAGCAGUACUCUGCUGGACAUCUGGACAUGCUCUGCAGAAUUAAAUACCUCCAGACAAGGAUCGACAUGAUUCUUGCCCCUGGACCUCCCCUCACCCCUAAAAGCAAGAAGCCCCAGAAACCACCCUUUAACUACCCAUCCAAUCAGUCACCCAGGCAUGAGUCCUACUUAGCCAAAGCCACGUCAAUGCCAGAUACCGAAGACCAAAGCAUGAUGGGUAGAUUUGUCAGGGUGGAGAGACAGGUGGAGGACAUGGAGAAGAAGCUGGACUUCCUUGUGGACAUGCACAUCCAACACACGGAGCACCUGCAGGUGGACUCAGCAGGCGAUGCUCGUAUGACCUUGGAAGCCUGUGACCAGACCGCUAAUGGUGAGAUCAGGCGGGUUUUUCUCAACUACUCCGAGGUGUUUCCACAGAUGUCUUACCAGGUGCCUGUUAGCAAAGUGAAUCAGACCUGCAGCAGAGGACGAGGAAGCAGGCAUGGGGUUGGGUCGGUGGUAGGGAACCUUGCACCACCAGCAGCCAUCCCUACGUACACAGAACGUCCGACCGUGUUGCCCAUCAGCUCCCUGCAGGACUUGUCUGUGGGGCCGGGCAGGACCACAGGGGGGCGGGGGGGUGACUCGCCGCUCUCUCUCCUCUCUGUGAACCACGAGGAGCUGGAACGCUCGCCUAGUGGGUUCAGCAUUUCUGUGGAGAGGGAGGGUGAUGUAGGGAUGGAUGCGUCAAUGGGGGCUGCUGUGGCGACGGGGGAGGCCAGCUGGACAAGACCCAGGCCGAGCUACUUGGCUGAAGGGGAGACAGACACUGACACCGACCCCUUCACGCCUAGCGGGGGGGCACUACCUCUCUCCUCUACUGGGGAGGGGUUUGGGGAUGCUGAGUGGAACACGCCGCCCUGAAACAAAUCGGUCACCGCGACUCUGAGACCUUAAAUCCAACCCAUGCCUCUAUGCUCAAAACCACUGGGUCAAAGCCACUCCUUUGAGCUGAAUCUUCGGGAAGAGGAUGGGUCUCAACCGCCUCGAUGCUGCACGUUCUAAACGAACCGUUAUCGACCUACAGUGACCACAAAAGUCCAGGUAGAGCCAUGGCAACGGGUCUGACCCGACAAAGAAAAAAAAGGGAAAGAAGACCUUUUGUAAAAAAAACUCUGUACAGUGCACUCAUCACAGAACAAUUUAGCGAAAAAAAAAGAACAUUAUACAUUACUAUAUACACCCAAAAGCUUUACUGCUGCAAAGCCAACCGCACUGCAUGUAACGCAUGCGAUUUUUAGUGUAGACACUGCAAAUUUCAGGAUAUAUCAGGAAAAAGAACAGAGAUUGAAUGGAAACUUAUACCUGCUAUGCCAUUUUGUAAAACUUAUUUUUUAUACGAAAACAUAUUUGUUUUUGCAUGGUUUGCAUGAUGCUGCACCAUUCUAGGGAUGAUAAUUAAGAGGGUGAUACUGGAACCAAAAGUCUCCUGUCUGUUUUACUUGUUUCUCACCAACCAUCUGUGUGGGAUCUUGUUGCUAUCUCUGACUUUUUUGUAUUUAUUUUUUUUACAGUUCUUUUCCUUUUUUCUGUCUUCUAUUUUUGCUGGAAGUCAUCUAACAGAGUUACCAAACAAUACAGUUAGAAAAUAUACGAAACACAAAAGUUCUGAGCUGGCACAUGAAUCCAGGGAUAUAAACUGCCUGCAUGUCUGUCAUUCAUAAAACAAUGGGAUAUUUCUCAAGGAUGAGCAUUGGCUUAUAUUAUUAAAAAAACAAAAAAAACACUGUCUAUUAGAAGGCAUUAACCCCCUCCCAAUGUUUUCCAUUUGUUUAGAUGUUAUAUGGUGUAAAAAUCAUUUAAGAAAAGCUUUCUUCAAUAUAAAAAUCCAUUCAAAAUGGCCCUAAAUAAUAUAUAUAAAAUAUGUAUUCAUCCUUCUUGUGAAUUCAUGAUAAAAUUUAAUGUUUUAUCUUAAUAGGUACAUAAGUUUUCACACUUCUUGCUAAAGCUUUGAGGUUCUGACAUGAAUCCACCUUUAAUAAAUUCAGUUGGUUGAACAUGACUUGGAGUGGAGCACACCUGUCCCUACAAGCUCUCCCAGUUUAGUCGGCAGAUUGUGAUUUUAAACCAAGUCCUCAAGUUAAAAGGACUGUAUAAAGACCUAUAAAGAACUAUGUCAAAUCACAAAACCUGUUGAUGGAUACAAACCCUUUGUUUUUUAGUACUGAGCAUCUAAAACCCUUCACAGGGCCCUUCCUAAAUACACCAGUGUACCACCCAAAAAGUGAGGCUUUGGUAAUGAGCCAAUAAAGCCUUCAUGGUAGACUGAUCACAUUAAAGCCAAUCAUAUCUUAAAAACAUAUGGAGGCUGAACUGUAUUUUCUUAAAAAUUCACCUGAGAGAUCAUCAGACCAGAAGAGACUGAACUAUCUAGUCUGAUAAAACGAAAGCAGAAGAUUAAACUCCAGUUUUCAAUGUCUGGAGAAAAAAAGUGCUUUGUGUAAAUCAAAGCUAUUGCCACCAUAUUAUUAGCUGUGGCAGUAACAGGGUGAAUCGCACCCACAGCCAUGAUCGAAUGCGAGAACCUCAAGGAUGCGUCCCUCAAGAUGUUCCCAGCAAAUCUGACUGCAUGAGUUUUUGUUAUGUCAGGCUAAAUAAGCCUUUCUUGUUGACGGCAAAAUGUAUUUAGAGAUGCUUGGUAAGAAAUGAACAAAAAUCUUUGGAAUUCCACAAUUUGUUCUUGUACCCAAUAAUACACUGGAAAAAAUCCAGAACUAGAUAUGUCAUUUUUUUAUUGAAAUAACUGCAUUUCUUCUUGAAUUGAGGAGGUAAAAGAGAAU